Eruca vesicaria subsp. sativa (arugula) is the source of this 669-nucleotide messenger RNA. Lineage: Eukaryota; Viridiplantae; Streptophyta; Magnoliopsida; Brassicales; Brassicaceae. The record is from the annotation of a GenBank genome assembly.
AUGACUUCUCUCUCAAAGCCAUUGAUUUUGGGCUUUCCGUGUUCUUCAAACCAGCCAAGUCAUAGAAUUUUCAAACUUUGCUCAAUCUGCAACUUUCUUUCAGGUCAAAUAUUCGAGGAUGUGGUUGGAAGUCCUUAUUACGUUGCCCCUGAGGUUCUGCUGAAGCACUAUGGACCAGAGGCUGAUGUGUGGACUGCAGGGGUCAUACUGUACAUACUGGUGAGCGGAGUCCCUCCCUUCUGGGCAGAGACACAGCAAGGGAUAUUCGAUGCAGUGCUCAAGGGACAUAUUGACUUCGACUCUGACCCUUGGCCCCUAAUAUCUGACUCUGCAAAACACGGAUCAUGCUAUGUUCCCGGCCCUCUGAGCGUCUCACAGCUCAUCAAGUAUUGCGUAUGUCUCGUACCAUUUCAUUCUUGUUUCACGUCCUGCACUGCUUUCUUACAUCCUUGGAUUUGUGAAAACGGAGUUGCGCCAGACAGAGCACUAGAUCCUGCGGUGCUAUCCCGUCUUAAGCAGUUCUCUGCCAUGAAUAAACUAAAGCAGAUGGCUUUAAGAGUAAUAGCUGAGAGUCUCUCUGAAGAAGAAAUAGCUGGACUAAAGGAAAUGUUCAAAGCCAUGGACACCGAUAACAGUGGAGCGAUUAGGCGAUUACAUUUGACGAGCUAA